This is a messenger RNA of Vigna unguiculata (cowpea), 1199 nucleotides long. RefSeq names its product vacuolar protein sorting-associated protein 26A-like. The record is from RefSeq and is a predicted model, not a curated record. NCBI's taxonomy places the organism in Eukaryota, Viridiplantae, Streptophyta, Magnoliopsida, Fabales, Fabaceae. Gene Ontology annotation, biological process: intracellular protein transport.
AUGGCGUCACGCCAAACAAAACGGGAUUUUUUGCGAAGUGGUAACACUGGAAUGUUUGUUGCAUUGGCAUAUGUUGUUCUUCUUUCCACUGUCCUCUUCUAAACCUUUUCCCUAAAAAUUUUCCCUUUUCUGCACCCCUCUUUCUCUCUCUUGGUCAUCACUCAUUCAGAAAAAUAAUGAAUAUAAUUGCGGGAGCUUUCAAGCCUCCAUGCAAGAUCUCAAUCUCCUUAACCGAUGGAAGUACACGCAAACAGGUACGCAUAAAGAAGGAAAAUGGCCAAAUGGUCACAGUUCCUCUCUUUCAAUGUCAUGACAAUAUAGUUGGGCAGGUUAUCAUUGAACCUUCAAACGGCAAGAGAGUUGAACAUAAUGGUGUAAAAAUAGAGCUUCUUGGUCAAAUAGAAUUGUAUUUUGAUAGAGGCAACUUCUAUGACUUUACUUCUCUUGUACGCGAACUUGAUGUUCCUGGCAAUUUGUAUGAAAGGAAAACAUAUUCAUUCGAAUUCUCCACUGUUCAAAUGCCAUAUGAAUCUUACAGUGGAAUCAAUGUUAGGCUUAGGUACAUAUUGAAAGUGACAAUUAGUAGAAAUUAUGUCAACAACAUUGUGGAAUACAUGGAUUUUGUGGUACGCAAUUACUCUGUACCUCCACCAAUUAAUAACAGCAUUAAGAUGGAAGUAGGAAUUGAAGAAUGCUUACACAUAGAGUUUGAAUACGGAAAAAGCAAGUAUCAUCUGAAGGAUGUGAUUGUUGGUAAAAUAUAUUUUCUUCUGGUGAGAAUCAAAAUAAAAACUAUGGAACUCGAGGUGAGGCGCCGAGAAUCAACUGGAUCAGGGACCAAUACAUAUGUUGAGACAGAGACCCUUUCAAAGUUUGAGUUGAUGGAUGGUGUUCCAGUUCGAGGAGAAUCAAUUCCUGUGAGAUUGUUCCUUGGUCCAUAUGAAUUGACCCCCACAUACCACAACAUCAACAACAAGUUCAGUGUGAAGUACUUUCUAAAUCUUGUUCUUGUAGAUGAAGAGGACAGACGCUACUUCAAGCAACAAGAAAUCACAGUAUACCGGUUAGGUGAAAACUCCUAAGCUUAUGCUAGGUUACGAGGAAUUGGUCUGUUUUUGUCACCGUUUGAGAGUGGAAAGUUUUCUGAUAAUUUUAUUGUAGUUAAUUAAUUAAAAAUGGGUCAGAGUAUUAUUAUAUUU